Molecule: messenger RNA, 2220 nt
Organism: Dendronephthya gigantea
Lineage: Eukaryota; Metazoa; Cnidaria; Anthozoa; Malacalcyonacea; Nephtheidae
Product: E3 SUMO-protein ligase KIAA1586-like
Exons: 1
Coding region: 1-2220 (739 amino acids)
Molecular function (GO): protein dimerization activity
Source: RefSeq, a predicted model, not a curated record
AUGUCCAAACAACCUACAAUCACUGGAUUUUUUAAAAAGUCAGCUGAAGUUUUAGUUGCAGAAAACGAGAAAGUACCAGAACAAGCAGAACCCCAACCGGAAAAUGCAGGUGAACAUAGCGAACGUGUUGAAACCAACGAAAUUGACGAAGCUGCAGGUCCAUCGACAGCGGCUGAUGUGAUUGACAAGCCAACAAUCUGGACGGAUAAAAUGUGGCACAAAAAACAACAACUCUACCCAUGGUUACAGUGUAAGAAUGGAAAACUUGGGUGCAGUUUCUGUAUUUCCGCAAAAGAUCUUGGUCCGCACAGAACACAAGGCCGUUACCUGAGUACAGAAUGGCAAGCAACAAGCGUGACAUAUUACGGGAAUUCGCAAGAAGCUAGGUUAACUUCACUCCGUAAAAAAAUUUACAAACAUUUAAACAGCGAUGCACAUAAACGAGCAGAAGAGAUGGUGAAUCAGCAGAAGAAGAACAUCAUGCCUGCGCAUAUAGACGUCAUGAAUACUGAAUGGUUAGAUACAACAAAAAGAGUUUUUCGCACGAGCUAUUAUAUAGCAAAGAAUGAUCGACCGUUAAACGAUAUCGAAGGGUUAGUUGACUUGCAAAUUCAUAAUGGGCUCGAUAUGGGGACUGGGCUGCAUUCACGAUCUUCUGCAACUGCUAUAAUUGACCAUAUUGCAUAUGAGAUGCGUUCCACGAUUUGGAAGACCAUCAAAGAAAACAAAGGGAAAGUGUCUAUUCUGAUCGACGAGUCUACUACUGUGUCUGGUAUUUCAACACUGAUAAUUUACUUAAAAGCUCAACUCGAAAGGUCAGGAGAAGCACAAUUCUUGUUUCUGGACUUGGUGGAGUUGACAAAUGGUCAAAGUGCAAAAGAGGUUCAUACAGCACUACUUGCUUGUUUAAAACGGCAUGGGUUUGACAUGGAUUACUUGCAAGAACAUUUUGUUGCAUUUACAACAGACGGAGCUAGUGUCUUGACUGGAAAGAAGUCGGGAGUCAUGGAGCUACUUAUGAAUGAUUUUCCAAAUCUCAUCACCUGGCACUGUUUGAAUCAUCGCCUAGAACUUGCGGUUGACGAUGCGAUUUCAGAAUUGACGGGAAUAAACCAUUUUAAGAUUUUUGUUGAAAGACUGUAUUCAAUUUACAGCCAAUCGCCCAAAAAUGUGCGCGAACUACGAGAAGUUGCUAAAAGUCUAGAUGUCCAGCUUCUAAAGAUCGGUAAGGUACUGAGUACGAGAUGGGUUGCGAGUAGUCACAGGACGGUUUUGGCAGUUUGGAACAACUACGAAGCACUCUGCAAACACUUCAAAGACAAAGCAGCUGAAAAAGGUAAGAAUUCAACAAUGUACGAGGGGUUAAACAAGCGAAUCCAGUCGGAGGAAUUCUUGUUGGACUUGGCACUCAUGUGUGAUGUUCUUUUUGAGCUUUCUGAGCUCUCCGAGGCCAUGCAACACCGUUCAAUGAACAUUGUCAAAGCCGACAGAUGUAUCAAGCGGUCCAUGAGAAGCAUCGAAACAUUGAAGCGCAAGACUGGAACAAAGUUGAUGAUAGCUAAGGAUGCGGUCAAGGAAGGAAAAUUUGGCACUGUACCGCUAGUUUCAAAUCGUAGACAUGUCAAUAUUGAUGCUAAUGCACUAAUAGACAAAUUGCUAGAUGCAAUGAAAGAUCGUCUCUUUGCCACAUGUGCCUCUGGAACUGUUCGCGAAAGUGCUGCCUAUCAAAAGCUUCUUGAUCAGAUUUGCUUUCUCUACCCGACUUAUUGGCCACAGGAUCUUGAUCUAAAUUAUGGUGAGGAAGAGGUACGAUCAUUGUGCGAUCGGUUUUCCCUUUCAAGAAGUUCAACAGUGCCUGCAUUCCAAGACUAUGUUGAUAGUCAAGGGAGACGAGUACCUGACGAUCUCCAGUCUCUAUUGAGAUGUUGCUCCUGUAUCCCGGUCUCAUCGGCAGAAUGCGAACGUGGGUUUAGUCAAAUGAACUUGGUUUGUACGUCAGUAAGAAAUCGCCUACUUGUUGAACGAAUAUCGAAUUUAAUGUUUAUUAAACUUGUUGGUCCUCCGAUUAAUGCUUGGAAUCCAGAAAAAUAUACUAAGUCCUGGCUGCGAAAACAUCAUUCGGCCAGUGAUGAAAGAGUAAGAAAGCGAAAGUUUGAGGAAGAUGCUGAAAGUCAGCAGGAGCAGACAGCCGCAAAACAACGACUUUGGCAAUUACUUUAG